Molecule: messenger RNA, 1598 nt
Organism: Linum tenue
Lineage: Eukaryota; Viridiplantae; Streptophyta; Magnoliopsida; Malpighiales; Linaceae
Source: the annotation of a GenBank genome assembly
AUCAAAUCUGAAAUGACAGCGAAAGCGCCGAUGAAUCUCCGGCGCCUUCUAAUAGGGUCCGCCGUCUUCCGGCUGGCUCUGAUUCUGUAUGGAGAAUGGCAGGAUGCCCACAUGGAAGUUCGCUACACCGACGUCGAUUACCUCGUCUUCUCCGAUGCAGCUUCGUUAAUGGCUUCUGGGUCUUCUCCUUACAAGAGAACAACUUACCGCUACUCCCCUUUGCUCGCUUUUCUUCUCCUUCCCAACUCUGUUCUGCACCGCUCAUGGGGCAAAUUCAUCUUCUCCGCUUCAGAUCUUCUAGUUGGCUACUUCAUAUACAAGAUUUUGAAGCAACGUAAGGUGGCUGAGGAUCUAUGCUUAUACUCAGUAAUGGUAUGGCUCCUCAAUCCAUUUACCUUCACCAUUGGAACCCGUGGGAACUGUGAGCCCAUUGUUUGUGCCAUGAUUUUGUGGAUCCUUAUCUGUCUGAUGAAUGGUAAAAUAAUCCAGGCAGCAGUUUGGUAUGGACUUGUAGUCCAUUUCAGAAUCUAUCCAAUAAUCUACUCCCUGCCAAUCAUUUUGGUCCUCAAUCCACGUUACAUCCAACUGGGAAAGAAGCCUCUCCUUGUGAACUGGAAAUCAAACGCCCAUAGGCCAUCAUCCCAAAGCGGCAUGGAAGCAUCCACCCGAUACAACCUAUGGACAGCAGCAAAAUCCAUGUUUUCCAAAGAGCGAGUACUAUUCGGUCUAGUCUCUGGAGGCAUCUUCUUCCUUUGCACCGGGCUUUUCUUCCAUCUAUACCAAUGGGAAUUCUUGAACGAAGCGCUGUUGUACCACCUCACUCGUGCAGAUCCAAGGCACAACUUCUCCGUCUACUUCUACCACAUAUAUCUCCAGUAUGGUCGCCAGCUAUCCCUGGUGGAAAAGCUCAUAUCUUUCUUGCCUCAGUCGAUCGUGCAACUAGUUCUCAUAUCAACCUUCGCCCAAGAUCUCCCGUUCUGCUUCUUCCUACAGACGGUGGCGUUUGUAGCAUUCAACAAGGUAAUCACAGCGCAGUAUUUCGUCUGGUUCUUUUGCCUUCUGCCUUUAAUCUUGCCGUGGAGCGAUAUGAAACUGAAAUGGGAAGGGCUGGGUUGUGUCGGGUUGUGGAUGGGAGCUCAAUUGCAUUGGCUUCUGUGGGGUUACUUGCUCGAGUUCAAAGGCCAGAAUGUAUUCCUUCAGCUUUGGAUGGCGAGCUUGGUUUUUCUUUUGGCGAAUGCUUCCGUGAUGGCUGUGUUCAUCCGACUGCAGAGGUUUUCUCCCAUCUUUCUGCAGAUCAAGGUGUCAGAUUCCAAGAGUGGAGUCAAAUCCCAGUAAACCGAGACACCGGGAAGGUGUAUCUGACUAUCUGUUACGAUAAUGGUUUGUAAUUGCCAUGUUUUGAUGUUGAUUUGGUGCCAGGAGGCCAGUUGAACCCUUUGUAGACAGUACUGCCUUCUGCAAUAUUUCCACUCUCGCAAAGUUGGGCAGUUUGUCCAACGUGUAAACUCAUUCUACCACAUGUUGCUGACGCAGAUGAUCUUAAUAGCAAUGGGAUGAAAUAGCACCAAACAUAUGUGGCACAAGUGCCACGAGAAGCU